CAUAGGAAAAGGCUAAAACCAAUUUUUUUUGUGUUGGAGAGGUGGAAAAUUUGUGCAGAAAAUUUUCCAAACAAAAUUCUACACUUAUCAAUAAUGUUAAACUAAUAAAAAACAUUAAAAACCAUAAGCAAUAUUAUUAAAGUUUAAUAAUUUAACAAAAAAACCAUCAAAACCAUUCGAAAAAUACCCAGAAAAAGUCUGCACAUCAUUUUCCAACUCCCCGAACAGAGAGCCACUACCAACGAGUAAAUUUGUGUGGAAACACUGAAAACUGAAAAACAAGAGAAAGCCCCCCGCUGCAGCAAGAAAAUGUUCGUAAAUUCGAUGACGUUUCGCGGAAACCCAUCCAACCAUCACCAUCAUCUGCAACCGCAUCAAUUGCACCAUCACGUCAACAGCCAUCAUCACCACCAGCAGCACGCAAGUGGUCAUAACAAUAACAACCAUCAUAGCAAUAAUCAUCAUAACGCAAGUAGCCACCAGAAAUCCUCGGAUGCUGGCAAAAUCUAUAUCAAGAAUUUGGAGCGAUCCAUUGACAAUGAGGCGUUGUGCGACACGUUCUCGAUUUUCGGAAAGAUUCUGAAUUGCAACGUGGCCAAGGAUGAGGAGGGCAAUUCACGUGGCUAUGGGUUUGUCCAUUUCGAGACGGAGGGAGCGGCGAAAAUGGCCAUUGAGAGGGUGAACGGGAUGCUCUGUAAUAAUCAGAAGGUUCAUGUUGUGAAGUUCAUACCACGACGGGAUCGUGAACAGGAAAAAGCUACGCACUUUAAGAAUCUCUAUGUGAAGAAUCUCAAUGAUGACUUUAAUGAUAAUAAUUUGCGCGAAAUGUUCGAGCCUUACGGAAGAAUAACUAGCCACAAGGUUAUGCUCGAUGAAGAAGGACGCUCUAGAAGAUUCGGCUUCGUUGCCUUUGAAAAUUCGCAAUCAGCUCUGGCAGCAGUUAUUGCUCUCAAUGGAAAGCAACUUGCCGAGAAUAAAGUUCUUUACGUUGCUCGUGCUCUAAACAAGGCUGAGCGCCAGCAAGAGAUUCAACGAAAAUUCGAAGAAAGAAAACGUCAAAAACAAGCCCACGUUUUCUACUAUUAAAAGGAAAAGGGGAUUUCUACUUCCUUCUUCUGUAUCUUGUAGUAAAAACGUAAACGUAUUCAAACAAAAAAAAAAAAAUAAAUAAAAUAAAAAAAAAAAUAAAACACUUUUAACAAAAUAUUAAGCAUUUUAAACAUAAAAAACACAAUACACACAUUGCAGCAAAGUACUAGGAGUAUUUACAAAACAAAUUUUAUUUUAUUAAAUAUUUGAACAUAGAAAAAUGUAAUAAAAACUUAACUUAACAAAAACCAUUUGAUACUGCAACAAAUAAGAAAAAAAAGACAACAUUUGUUGAUCUGAGUUCAUCAUUAUUAUUGAUUAUUGUAAACAAUUAUUAUGAAAAAGCGAAAACAAAACAAAAAUUUAACUAAAAGAAAUCAAGUAUUAUUGUAAAAUUGCAACAAAACAAAAAAAAAAACAUAAAAACAAAUGAAAUUAUAAAGUAAUAAGUUCAUCAAAUUUAUUAUUCAAGCAAUGAACUUUUAAAACCAGAGAGAAUAUAAAAUUCAACUCAGAAUUAAAGUUUAAUUAAAUAAAAAAAAAUACACUAUAUAAAAAAAUAUAAAUCGUAAUUUAAGGCAAAAACAAAAAUAUGAACAAAUGAAAAACAAAAAAAAAUAUUAAAUUUACUUGUAGUUAAUGUUUAUAAUUUGAAAGAGAAAACAAAACAAAUCAACAAAAGAAAACAAAACAAAAAAUAUAAAUGCAAAGUGCAAGAAAAAGUAAUGUUAAAUCGAUUUGUCGAUUGAUUGAGAAGAGAUGGCAACAAAAAAAAAAUAUUAUACCCACAGUUAUGGUGAAACAAAAAAUAGGGAAAUAUCCAAUUUUAGAAUUAUAUUUUUAUUACAUAGCGUUUAUGUUAAGAUACCUUAUGAAUUUAUUUGUUUUAUUUUUUACCUUAUUAUACACAUGCAACAAAAAAAAAAACAAGAUUUAACAUUAACCAUGUUUUAUUUGGCAAACUGAUAAAUAUCUCGAAAAAAUAAAUAAGAACACUUUUUAAAUUAUAAUUUGUUAAUAUUUGAAUGAAGAAAAGAAGAGGAAAGGAAACCGAAUAAAAUAAUGCUUAUAUCCUUA
Molecule: messenger RNA, 2166 nt
Organism: Episyrphus balteatus (marmalade hoverfly)
Lineage: Eukaryota; Metazoa; Arthropoda; Insecta; Diptera; Syrphidae
Product: polyadenylate-binding protein
Exons: 2
Coding region: 310-1086 (258 amino acids)
Cellular component (GO): cytoplasmic stress granule; cytosol; ribonucleoprotein complex
Molecular function (GO): poly(U) RNA binding; poly(A) binding; mRNA 3'-UTR binding
Source: RefSeq, a predicted model, not a curated record